Molecule: messenger RNA, 2282 nt
Organism: Aplosporella prunicola CBS 121167
Lineage: Eukaryota; Fungi; Ascomycota; Dothideomycetes; Botryosphaeriales; Aplosporellaceae
Exons: 5
Coding region: 12-2012 (666 amino acids)
Biological process (GO): microtubule-based movement
Cellular component (GO): microtubule; nucleus; kinesin complex
Molecular function (GO): microtubule motor activity; microtubule binding; ATP binding
Source: RefSeq, a predicted model, not a curated record
CUCAAAAAAAGAUGGCCACCUCUUCGUUGUUCGAAGUAUACCUACGGCUCCGCCCUGCCGCUGCCGCUGGCGGCGAACGCUUCCUUGACGUCGAAGCGCCCGACCGUGGGUUCCCCAAGCACAUCACCAUCAGGCCGCCGGAACCAGACCGGCGGAAGCGAGCGGUUGAACGAUUCGCCUUUACGAGGGUUUUCGAAGAGCGUGCUGCGCAGAUUGAACUUUUCCAGGGCACUGGAGUGUUGCCUCUCAUUGACGGCGUGCUCGGCGCAGAGGGUAGGGAAGGCCGCGAUGGUCUCCUCGCCACGCUGGGAGUCUCGGGCUCCGGAAAGAGCCACACUAUCCUCGGGUCAAAGACACAACGCGGAUUGACACAGAUGACACUGGAUGUACUUUACCAGAACAUCGGUGACCUCCUCGUCGACCCCCUCACCUCCUCCUCUGCCUUCCCAUCUAUUGCCGCAGCAGAUGUCUCAGAAGCUCAGAUGUUCCCUGCGUCGUUAUAUCUGGACACUCUCUACGGUGACAGCGCAUCACUGUCGUCGAGGGCGCAAACGCCUGGAUUGGACGGCAACAAUUCGUUCUUUGGCACACGCCAACGCUACACCCCAAACGUAACGGCCCUACCAUCCGUCCCCUCGACCGACAACCUUACCCUCGACGUCGACCAAACCUGCGAAUACGCCAUCGUCGUUUCAAUGUACGAGGUGUACAAUGACCGUAUCUUCGACCUCUUGACCGGCGCCGCCCAGAACCUCAAAGCGAAUGCGAACCGCCGCCGAGCGCUGGUGUUCAAGCCGACCGAGCAGUCACCGGACAGGAAGGUUGUGGCAGGAUUGAAAAAGAUCAUUUGCGGAAGCCUUGAGGAAGCGUUAAUGGUGUUAGAGACUGGACUUAUGGAAAGGAAGGUUACUGGUACAGGCAGCAAUGCCGUGAGCUCAAGGAGUCAUGGCUUCUUUUGCUUGGAAGUCAAGAAGAGGCACAGAGCCACGAGAGGGCCCUGGGCCAGCAGCACAUUAACGAUUUGCGAUCUUGCCGGCUCCGAGCGCGCGAGAAACGCGAAAACGGCUGGCGAAACUCUUGCGGAAGCCGGUAAAAUCAACGAGAGUUUGAUGUACCUGGGGCAAUGUAUGCAAAUGCAGAGUGAUAACCAGGAGGGCAACAAGCGUAACAUUGUCCCCUUCCGGCAAUGCAAGCUCACCGAGCUCCUCUUCUCCAACUCCUUUCCCUCACAAAACCAGCAUCAUCAUGGCUCGCACCACCGCAGCCCCCAAAAAGCCAUCAUGAUCGUCACGGCGGACCCCGUCGGCGACUACAAUGCCACGUCUCAGAUCCUGCGAUACAGCGCACUGGCGCGCGAAGUGACAGUGCCACGCAUUCAUUCCGUCAGCAGCACGAUACAGACGGGUCCAACGGCCAUGCACAGCCAUUCGCAGCGCCCUGGUACGAGCGCUAGUGGACGCGCGACACCCAGUGCGGGCGCAGCGAGCUACAUCGCGCGGAUGGAAGAUGAGCUCGACACCGCGCUGGGCGAGGUAGCGCGGCUGAGUGAGGGACUCGAGGUAGCGCAGGUGCAGCUGCAGGAAGAAGCAGCCCGGCGGCAAGCCGCCGAGGCAUCGUGGCGGGCGGCCGAGGCUAAUAUGCUCGCGCUGGAGCAGGAGCUGCGUGACGAGCUAUACGCGGAGUAUGAGGCGCGUAUUGAGAAGCUGCAGCGGCAGUACAAGGCCAGCUGGGACGAGGAGGCGGACAAGAAUGACGAGCGGCUGGACCGCAAGAUCGAGCUACUAGCGAGGGGUAUCAGCAUUUAUGAGGAUCCGGAGGACAAAGGAGAGGAGGUUGUGAGCGGUGAGGAUGGGAGAGUUAGAGCACUCGAGGACGAGAAUGCCGCAUUGAGGCGGAAGGUUGAGAUGCUGGAGCGGGAUGCACAGACGAGAAGUCCAACGAAGAAGCAGAGGGUGCUGAAGACGCGGAAGUGGGGCAUUGAGAAUGACCCUAUCUUCCUUGACAGCCCUUAGAGAUUGACGGUGUCUUGGAGGAGACCUUUCUUCUCUAACUGUUGGGCUAAGAGAGGAAGGAGGGAGGAGCCUGGCCUUCUUGAUUGGUUGGUUGCAUUUGCACAGGACUUGGGUCAAAGAUUGGGGCGGGAUGGUCCGGGAUCGGCGUUCGAUUGGCUGUCUUAAGGACGGGCAAUGGUGUUUUGUUUUGUCUUCAUAUACCAAAUACCCGUCGGUAUAAUGUUCAGUUACGGUUUCACUUCCAGUUUGCAAGGGUGUCUACGUCUUUUC